Molecule: messenger RNA, 519 nt
Organism: Staurois parvus
Lineage: Eukaryota; Metazoa; Chordata; Amphibia; Anura; Ranidae
Source: the annotation of a GenBank genome assembly
AUGCACCUAGGCAUGCAGACUGCUUCUACAAACAUUUGUGAAAGAAUGGGUCGCUCUCAGAAGCUCAGUGAAUUCAAGUGUAAUACUGUGAUAGGUUGCCACCUGUGCAAUAAGUCCAUCUGUGAGAUUUCCUUGCUACUAAAUAUUCCACGGUCAACUGUUAGUGGUAUUAUAACCAAGUGGAAGCAACUUGGAACAAUAGCAACUCAGCCACGAAGUGGUAGGUCACAUAAAAUAACAGAGCGGGGUCAUUCGCAUGCUGAAGCGCACAGUGCGCAUAAGUCGGCAACUGUCUGCAGAGUCAAUAACUAAAGACCUCCAAACUUCGUGUGGCCUUCAGGUGAGCAAAACAACAAUGCAUAGAGAGCUUCAUGGAAUGGGUUUCCAUGGCCGAGCAGCUGCAUAUAAGCCUUACAAAGCACAAUGCAAAGCGUCAGAUGCACUGACUCUAGAGCAGUGGAGAUGUGUUCCCUGGAGAAACGGUACUUGCCUGAUUGCAUUGUGCCAAAUGUAAAGUUU